Olea europaea var. sylvestris is the source of this 700-nucleotide messenger RNA. RefSeq lists its product as uncharacterized. The coding region runs from base 155 to 700 and encodes 181 amino acids. Gene Ontology annotation, biological process: NADH dehydrogenase complex (plastoquinone) assembly. The record is from RefSeq and is a predicted model, not a curated record. The transcript is spliced from 3 exons. NCBI's taxonomy places the organism in Eukaryota, Viridiplantae, Streptophyta, Magnoliopsida, Lamiales, Oleaceae.
AUAACUUUUGGAUUUUUCGGAAGUUUGACAGGAACCUUAAUGUAAGGACAAGAAAGAGGUGGAACAAUUCUUUGCCACAUAAUAGAGAUAGCAAAACAGCAAAGAAAUACGCUAGUCUCUUUUAUUUUCAUCUCCGUUUCCUCUACUCUAGUCCAUGGCAUUCAAAUUCAAUAUUUCCUCCAUCCCCAAUUAUGCAUAUUCAAGGCCAAUUCCAAACAACUCAUCAGCAUGCAGCCAUAGGAGCCAGUUUGUGGUAACAAAGUGUGAAUCGAAUGAAGAGGCAAAAUUGACUACAAACAAAGGCUCGAAACUUGAAAUUGGGUCUCCCAUUAUUGUAACUGAGGCUCCCCAAAUGCUCAAAACUGCAGCCUCUGUUCCUUGUCUACGCAUUAAUGCUGGCUUGGUUAAACCAGGCGACGUAGGAAGGAUUGUCUCAAGAAAACCUAAGGAUGUGUGGGCAGUUCGUCUUAGCAUUGGUACUUACCUCAUUGAUGGAAAAUAUUUCAAGAGAGUAUCCACCUUGAAGAUGCUUAGUAUUUUGAUCGAACUCUGUUUCGGGCAGUGCACGGGGCGAGGAGGUAAUCAUAAGUGCAAGCUGGAAUGUCUAAAAAUGCAGUUGGGGCAUUGGGGUUACUGUAAUGAACCAGUUCCAAGAUCUAUAGGAAAAUGUUGUUGUGCAAGACAGCCCCCUCCGGCUUAG